CGUGAAUGAAAAAGAUUACGAUUGUGAUAAUUAAAACAGAUGCAUAAUAUUUAAAGAGCAAUAAAACGAUUUUACUUUUUUUCCUGCAUAGAAAUCGGGCGAAAAUGCAUUUAUUCAUACUGGUUGGUUUAGUUAUCGGGGCAUUAGCCAACGAUGAAAAGAAUUGUGUGGAGUUACCUGAACCAGGAUUUUGCAGAGGAAAAUUUGCGUCCUACUACUACGAUGCAAACGAAGAUGAUUGCGUUGAAGGAUGUGGACAAAAUGGUAACAGCUACGUUACCUAUGACGAAUGCAAAAGCGCCUGUAUAGAUUCCAAAUCUUGGGGAUCAGAUGUAUGCAACUUACCUUUUGAACCCGGAACUGGUUCUGACAAUCUGAAGAGGUUCGGUUUUAACAAUGCAUUAGGUGAAUGCACACGAUUUGUAUACACUGGAGAAGGUGGGAAUGGAAACAACUUCGAAAGUUUGGAAGAAUGCCGUGGAGUAUGUGGAAAGGCUGAGCAUCUUCCAUCAGCGUGCCAACAGGAGAAAGAAGUUGGAGAAUGCAGAGCCGCUGUUCCCAGGUAUUUCUACAACCAAGAAACUGGAGAAUGUGAAUUCUUUAUUUAUGGAGGAUGCAACGGCAAUUCAAAUAAUUUCAACACCAAAGACGACUGUGAAGACGUCUGCAAAGCUUAAAUUGUCGACAUUUUUUCAAGAGGAUUUUCAAGAUUUGGAUCACGGAUAACAACUGAAGUUCCACUAAGUGCCCGAUAUGAAAUUCCUGUAAUUGAAUUUUUAAAUAUUUGAUCUAUUACGAAGUUCUAUUUUUAAUUUAAAUUGUAACAUAAGAUGAAAAUCUGAUCAUUUAAUAAAUGGAAUUUGAGGUUGG
This is a messenger RNA of Parasteatoda tepidariorum (common house spider), 870 nucleotides long. RefSeq names its product boophilin-H2. The record is from RefSeq and is a predicted model, not a curated record. Lineage: Eukaryota; Metazoa; Arthropoda; Arachnida; Araneae; Theridiidae. Gene Ontology annotation, molecular function: serine-type endopeptidase inhibitor activity. Gene Ontology annotation, cellular component: extracellular region. Gene Ontology annotation, biological process: negative regulation of peptidase activity.